Molecule: messenger RNA, 1502 nt
Organism: Cygnus atratus (black swan)
Lineage: Eukaryota; Metazoa; Chordata; Aves; Anseriformes; Anatidae
Gene: ATP6V1D
Product: ATPase H+ transporting V1 subunit D
Exons: 9
Coding region: 122-865 (247 amino acids)
Cellular component (GO): proton-transporting V-type ATPase complex
Molecular function (GO): proton-transporting ATPase activity, rotational mechanism
Source: RefSeq, a predicted model, not a curated record
CGGCCGCCGGCGCCACCCGCACCGGCAGCGCCCGCCCUCGGCCCGCGGCCGCGUCACGGGACGGCCGCGGCGGUGAGAGGCGGAGCGGCCCCCGCUCGCCGCCGCCGCCGCCGCCGCCACCAUGUCGGGCAAGGACCGCAUCGAGAUCUUCCCGUCGCGGAUGGCUCAGACCAUCAUGAAGGCUCGUUUGAAAGGAGCCCAAACAGGUCGUAACCUCUUGAAGAAAAAAUCUGAUGCUUUGACACUUCGAUUCAGGCAGAUCCUUAAGAAAAUUAUUGAGACUAAGUUGCUGAUGGGUGAGGUGAUGAGAGAAGCUGCCUUUUCACUUGCUGAGGCAAAGUUUACAGCAGGAGAUUUCAGUACCACUGUGAUCCAAAAUGUGAACAAAGCUCAAGUCAAGAUCAGAGCUAAGAAGGACAAUGUAGCAGGUGUAACCUUACCGGUUUUUGAGCACUAUCAGGAAGGAGGGGACAGCUAUGAGCUGACUGGCUUGGCCAGGGGUGGAGAACAGCUGGCUAAGCUGAAGAGAAACUAUGCAAAGGCCGUGGAGCUGCUUGUGGAACUGGCCUCCUUACAGACAUCCUUUAUUACUUUGGAUGAAGCCAUCAAAAUAACAAACAGACGUGUGAAUGCAAUUGAACAUGUGAUUAUUCCCAGGAUUGAGCGCACUCUUUCCUAUAUCAUCACAGAACUGGAUGAAAGAGAACGAGAGGAAUUUUACAGGUUAAAGAAGAUCCAGGAAAAGAAAAAAGUACUGAAAGAAAAAUCUGAGAAAGAACGGGAGCUGCGAAGGGCUGCUGGUGGGGAACAUGAACCAGCUAACCUCUUAGCAGAAGAGAAGGAUGAAGACCUUCUCUUUGAGUAACCUGGUGCAGUUGUUAUAUUUGGAGCAGGGGACCCAGAAUACAGAAGGCCCAGUUGCAGUAUAAUUUGGGACAUGUUGCCUCAAUCAUACUUAAGUGGCUUCUCAUUUGGUGUAUAAGUCUUGAGUUGACUGGGUUGUGGAUUUCUCCUGGGAGAUUAGAAAUCUGGGAACUUGACUGUAGCAUAGGAGGAAAAUGAGAGAUCAGUAAGGUGCUUUAUUAUCAGGAAAGCCUUCUGUUGUGUGCUCAAUCUGUUUCUUCAUUUAAUAGGAAUGAUUGUCCAUACCUGUUUUGCAUGGUGGCUCUGGAUUUGCCUAAUCAGAUUCCCUUUUAAUCAUUCCUCUUACCACUGCAGGCAGAGGAAAAUGUUAUUUAGGGAGGGAGAUACAUGCACUGUUCUUUACUGCUGAAAUGUGAAUUAACUUGAAAGUUGCUUAAAACAGGUAUUGGUACAACUGAAGUCAAAUUUAAGUAAACGCAACUCCAGUUUUCUAACCUGUUGAUGAAAUCCACAGUCUUUAUGAUUUAUUUCUGUUGCAUGAUUGUUACCACUGGCCUAAAACAUCUGUGGUUUUAAUUAGAGGUUCUGCCAAUUUGUGUAUUCUGUGCUAGAAACAAGUAAAAGUUCUAAAUGUUAAA